Esox lucius (northern pike) is the source of this 3904-nucleotide messenger RNA. RefSeq names its product protein phosphatase, Mg2+/Mn2+ dependent, 1H (gene ppm1h). Gene Ontology annotation, molecular function: protein serine/threonine phosphatase activity. Gene Ontology annotation, biological process: protein dephosphorylation. The record is from RefSeq and is a predicted model, not a curated record. Bases 1 to 1554 code for a protein of 517 amino acids. NCBI's taxonomy places the organism in Eukaryota, Metazoa, Chordata, Actinopteri, Esociformes, Esocidae. The transcript is spliced from 10 exons.
AUGCUGACGCGGAUGAAAUCAGCUGUGGCCAAUUUUAUGGGAGGUAUGAUGGCUGGCAGUUCCAACGGUGACCAUCUCGGUGGCUCCGAUUUACCACUGAAAUACCCGUAUACAAGACCGGAGUUUCUGGGACUGUCACCGGAUGAAAUCGAGUGCUCGGCAGAUCAUAUCGCUCGGCCGAUACUCAUUCUGAAAGAGACGGAGAGGCUGCCAUGGGCCACUGGUUAUGCAGAGGUGAUCAACGCAGGGAAGAGUCACCUGAACGAGGACCAGGCGUGCUGUGAGGUGAUGGUGGUCACGAGAAGACCCAGUGUUGGGGGUGACUCCACCCCCAGCAGGACCCCCACCAAUGUCAGAAGGUCCUCCCUACCCAACGGAGAGGGACUGGGGCUUAUGAAGAACUCUGACGCAGAGCCAGGACUGACCUUCCACUACUGGGCUCUGUUUGAUGGCCAUGCGGGCUCAGGGGCGGCAGUGGUGGCAUCUAAGCUACUCCAGCACCACAUCGUGGAACACCUCCAGGACGUCCUGGAUAUCCUGAGGAACCCGGACUUGCUGGCCCCCAUCGUCCAAGGGGAAGAGCCCACCAACCACCACCUCACCCCCACCACUCAUAGAGGUAUAACCAGGGCCGCCUCGUUGCGGGGGGCCGCAGGCGCCCCUGGUUCCCCUAGCCAACCCCCACCUUCCAGGUUCUUUACAGAGAAGAAGGUGCAACACGAGAGUCUGGUGAUGGGAGCCGUGGAGAACGCCUUCAAAGAGAUGGAUGCUCAGAUAGAGAAAGACAAGGCUGUGUUUAACGUCUCAGGAGGCUGUACUGCUCUGUGUGCAUUGUUUUUACUGGGAAAGCUCUACAUAGGAAAUGCUGGGGACAGCAGGGCGAUCGUUAUCCGGGCUGGAGAGGUCAUCCCCAUGUCCACUGAAUUUACACCAGAGUCAGAGAGGCAGCGCCUGCAGUUCCUGGCCUACAUGCAGCCGCACCUGUUAGGGGGAGAGUUUACCCAUUUGGAGUUCCCCAGACGAGUACAGAGGAAGGAGGUGGGGAAGAGGAUGCUUUAUAGGGACUUCACCAUGUCUGGAUGGGCAUAUAAAACCAUUGAGGAUGACGAUCUGAAGUUUCCCCUAAUCUACGGCGAAGGGAAAAAGGCCCGUGUGUUGGCUACCAUUGGGGUCACCAGGGGCCUGGGAGACCAUGAGCUCAAGGUGCACGACUCCAACAUCUACAUCAAGCCCUUUCUGUCCUGCUGCCCUGAGGUCAAAGUGUACCCUCUGACACAGUAUGAACAUGGGGCGGAUGAUGUCCUGGUCAUGGGGACAGACGGCCUAUGGGACGUUCUGUCCAACGAGGAGGUUGCCGAGGCAGUCACCUGUUUCCUGGCCAACUGUGACCCUGACGACCAGCACAGGUACACAAUGGCUGCUCAGGACCUGGUCAUGAGGGCGCGAGGGGUCCUUAAGGACAGAGGCUGGAGGAUAGCCAACAACCGGCUUGGCUCUGGAGAUGACAUCUCGGUCUUCAUUAUACCUCUGAUGUAUGGCAACCGGCAGGCCUAGCCCAGGCCGAGCUCACCGCCACCUCCUACCAUGGAACUCAUGAUAGGGACCGUGUCUAUAAUGGCAACUGAUUCCCUAUUCAGUGAACUGCACUAUUUUGAGCCAAGACCCUGGCUGCCCCCCCUAACCCCACCCCUUCUUCACUUUCCUUUCCUUAAAUCAAAGCCCUGGUGCUCACACAGUGCUUCAUUUUGGUGGGUUUCCAAUCCUGAGGAAGCUAUAUUGCUCUUGGUUGUGGUACACUAGACUACAGAGUAGUGUGUGUCUGCUUCUCUCUUGUAAAAGGAAAUUCUCAGGAUGUUCUAGACAGUCAGUUUCUUCUUUUGUUGCUGAACGUCAAAUGAACAAGAUUCUGGACUCAAAGGCUUAUGGGGGUGUUUAUUUGAACCCCCAUGAAGUCUUAACCAACACUUUGUUGUUUAUUAGUUGGUUGUGGUUUCUGAAUAGUGAAGUAUGUUCUGUUGCAUCAGAAGGGUGUUUGUUUCAGAAAGAUAUUACUUUUCUUUUGGAAGUUGUAGGUAUGGGACAGUUUUAAGCAAGUCAGUUGGACUGACUUUCAAAGUGCAAUGCUUUAUGGUGUUAGUUUUAAUCCUUUAUAAUGAGAUGUUAAUAUAUUAUUGAUUAUGAACAUGUAAAUAUGUUUAAAAAAUAAAUGGAUUUUAGAUAUCCAUGUUUUUGACUGUAUAGUGUAUAGACCCUGUUUAAGUUGCGUUGUGGAACCUAUACUGUUCCUAUGAUUUUCGAUCUUUUCUGACUAAGGUCAAUCAUCCAUUUCAGCCAUAAGUGACUGAUCUGGACAAUACCAUUCUCCCACAUACAUGUUAUAGCUUUCAGGGCCGUAGUUUGGGUGUUUCUCUCCCAAGUAUAAGACAAACUAAGUCAGACUGAUGCCCAUUUUUUAAUCAUGCUGUUAUAUCUUCGUCAUUGCUGUACUCCAUAACGUGAAUUUACUUGGAGGACAGAGCUUCACAUAAUUGUGAAAUAUCUACCUCAUGCUUUUGCUUUGUUUUAAACAUAACAUUUAGUUCUGUAUCCCCGUGUCAAGCUGUCAUUUUUCUAUUUGACAUACAUAUUACAUCAUCCUGACUGUGUGCUUGUUUACUUUUGAAAAUGAAACAUGUGCCAUUCCUUACCUGAUUCGUGUCACUAGUUUCCAUACUAAUAUAGCUUUGUACAGCUCUAUUCAACAUUAUGUAAUGUCAAACCCUGACCUGUCAUACACUGUGUUGCUACGUAAAUACGUUAAACAUUUUUUAAAUUAGCAAUGAUUAUUUACUCUAAGGUGGUGUAAUUUCAUUUUAUUGUGAUAAAUGCCAGAUUUAAACAAAACUUCAAGUUACAAGUGUGUAUCUCAGAUUAGCAUUUUGAUCUUCAAGACAAAUUACCUUGAGCAGGUAUAUUGUUUAGAAAGUGCUUGGAUAAAGCGCCUAGUAUAUUGUACAUUGAAUUCUAGAAUGAAACUGUUUGAAAUUAUGUUUUCUUAUGCUUGAAAAAAAAACUUGUCACAAGACUCCGGAUGCUAUGUGACUGAUUUUCAUGCCAGAAACUACCCAAUUUUGUCUCUGUAUAAGGUCCAAUUUAUCCUAGUAUUAUAUUGCAGUAUUUACUCUUUGAACAGUAACACUCUGCAAACUAACCAUUUUGGCAUUAUCCUUAAUGUUUGUUGUUACAGAGUCUUGUUUGGUCACCACAUUUUCCCUUUUAUGGAUUAGGGGAGGGAACUAGCAUGUAUUGUAAUGUAAUUGUACUGCAUUUAAUACUGAGUGCUGUCUUAAUUUCUGGAUGACCCGUUAGGAGCAACAUUGAUAGGCAUUCAACUGAUGCUACUGAUACUCUAAAGAAACACACACACUCACAAAUGAUGUCAAAACUUGGCAGAUGUCACAUCUAAUCAGUCUCUAAUUGUGGCCUAUUUCGAGUUAGCCCAUGUUUCUGUUCAUUUCACUCUUUCGCAUGCUUUUUUUCCCCGAAGUGUCUCCAUUCUUGUUACACAAACUACUCUUAUUACCUGUGCUGGGACUGAGCGGCUCAAAACAAUACAUAAUGACCCCAUUGAAGAGAAGGAGAAUGAAAAGGAAAUGUUUUUGUAUUACUGUAUGUGCAGUAAAUUCUGUUUUUACCCCAACAAUAGGGGGAAAUGUAAACAGGCAUUCAUAUGUGAAAGAAAAAAAUAUAAUUUGAAUGAUUCCUGUUGAAAUUGAUUAAAUAUACUGGUUGACAUAAUUCAUAGGUGUCUUUAUAAUUUGUAAUAAGGAAGUGUUCUAAGUAAGCAAUGAGGAAUGAGGGGGUGUGGUAUAUGGCCAAUAUACCAUGGCUAUCAUGCCUGUGGUAUACGUUAUUCAGGAUUCAA